CCGCGCAGAGCAGCAGAGCCCGUCACAUGGUCCGUGUAGUUAGCGCCCUGAAAAACAGACAUUUGUACAGUGAAUUAACUCUCAGACUUCUCACAAGUACACGUGAAAACAGCUUUACUGCACAAUAAAAGUACACAUUUGUAGCUCCAGGACCUCAUGUACCGCCAUGAACCAAGACCGACAGAAGCGCAAGGAGGAGAUUCAGAAAGCUCUGGCUUUUAUUCAAUCGUCGCUGCCGUACCCCGACCCGGACGGCUACGAGGGCUUCCUCGUGCAGCUGGUGUGUAAUCUGUUGGACGAAGGUAACGCGGCGUUCCGGGAGGGCGACUGGACGCUGGCACGAGGUCACUUCGGCGAGGGAGUGAGCGUGGCGAGAUACGCGCAGGCCGAGGGAGUGACGGUUCCUGCGGCGCUGCUCGAGAGUCUUUACGUGAACAGAGCUGCAGCACAACACAACAUGGGGGAGCUGGAGGCGAGUGUGAGGGACUGUGACAGCGCUCUGAGUGUGUGUAAGGACAGCGGCAGGGCUCUGUACAGGAAGGCCGUGUGUCUGAAGACGCUCGGGCGAAUUAACGAGGCAUACGAGUGCAGCACUGCCUGUUUAAUCAGCUGUCCACAGGAUGAGAGGGUGAAGGAACUGGCUCAGGAUUUGGCCGACAGUUUGGGUGUACAGACGUGUAAAGGCUACACUGGUGUACAGCAGGGUGUAACUGAGACUAACAGAGAAAACCUGCCUUCACUGGAGGUUUCUAAUGGACUGGAUGCCUUGUGUGACGUCAAUGAUACGUCCCCCGUCCUGCCCGCCCCGGUCCCUGUCAGCGACACAUCUGAGGAGCCGGCCUUGUGUCUGUCGGUGCCCGUGUCUGAGCAGCUGGGGGACUGCGAGCUGGUGGGGGACGAGCUGGACACGCUGCUGGACUGUGUCUCCAAGGAGGAACAACUCCCACAGACUCCCUGUAAAGGCAGCGUUGUCCCCACUAAUGUCCCUGUGAUGACUCUGCGUCCUCCGUUCCCUCCACUCCUCCCUGCUCCCUCCCCGUGUCUUCCUCCUGCGUUCUUCCCCUCGGCCGUCACUCACCUGAACACGCUGGACUUGUUCUGUGAAGCGAGUCGUGACCCGUCUCUCUUGGUCAGACCCCUGGAUUCGCUCGACUCCUUCUCUCAGGCUUUACCUCAGGGAUCAUUGCCUCACCGGCUGCCUCUAGUGGUGGGAGGAGAGGGACUCGACUCGCUCUCAGAGUUCACGCUGCCUGGUGGUAAAGUCUCACACAGUUUCCUUCCUCCAGUGAAGAUUAGCAGCUCAUCAAACUGUGUGAACGCUGUUUACGUGAAUGGUCAUGUGACCUCCACCUUAUCCCAGCUCUCUAAGAAUCCUCUUGAACACACACACGACUUCACUCAAGCCUGUUCAGCCUGUUUUAUACGUACAGGCACAGGAGUGUUGGACUGUGAGUUCAGGUCUGAUUUGUCUCACAGCUGUAAGAAAGACACCCUGCUGUGCAGGAGAAAAGGCGGAGUCAAUCUGCCCUGGAGGCGUGUCCGGCCACGCCCAGCUCGAAGCAACUUCCAGGGUCCAUAUGUGCUCUGUAAAGAGGUUCUAGAGCGGCAGGACUGUAAAUACGGCGAGGCCUGCACCUUUGCAUACUGUCAGGAGGAGAUUGAUGUGUGGAUGCAGGAGAGGCAGGGCUUACUGACCCGGGAGCUGCUCUUCAACCCGCUUUCCUCCAAUCAGAGACAAGCACUGAGUGUCAUCAGACUACUGACUAUACAUGGUGGCAUGUUUAUGUUCCUUUGUGAGGGCUGUUUUGACAGUAGACCCAGGACCAUCAGUAAACGCUGUAAGGAGAAUCCGUCCUUGUGCUCCAGUGUGGUCUCGCACCAUCAGUUUGACAGAAACAAGUGUCUGGUGCACGUAGUGAAGAACAGCAGCAGUGUGUGUUACAGUAAGAUCAGACCCCUCAGCGCGCAUCGUCAGUUUGAUGUGUGUCGUCACGAGGUGCGUUACGGCUGCCAGCGGGACAAAAACUGCAGCUUCGCUCAUUCACUCAUCGAGCUUGAGUGCUGGAUCCUGCAGAAAGACCACGGCACCACUCAUGAGGAGGUUGUACAAGAAUCUAAGAAACACUGGAACAAGCAUAGACAAGUCAACGUUUCCCAAACCAACGGCACUGUAUCCAGAUGGGAGGGGCAGAACAAAUGGGCGGAGUGGAAUGGGAAGGCGGGGCUUGACCGAGCCUCGGGAGCAGGAAACGUGUCGGGGGUGAAAGGUCACGAUCUGCGCCUGACGAUGAAGUUCGUGUGCAGUCAGUGUUGGAGCGUCGGGUUGCAGAGCGAACCGGACAGAACGCUCAAAUACUGCAGUGCUAAAGCACGACACAGCUGGAUUAAAGAACGGCGGGUGCUUUUGGUGAAGUCCCUCGACAGGGAGAAGUGGGUGGCCGUGCGACCUUUACCUUUUGCCAAGACGUUCCCUCAGCAGUACGACAUCUGUGUGCACGUGCUAAAGGAGAAGAAGUGUAAUUACAUCGGGAACUGCACGUUCGCCCACAGCCUGGAGGAGAAGGAGCUGUGGACCUACAUGAAGAACACCGGCUCGCGGGACCUGCAGCAGGUGUAUGACACGUGGUCAAUGAAAGCCAAUCAGAUGAAGAGACUUGAGGGUGCUAUGGCAUCCCCGCUCGGAGAGGAGAAGCAGAUCACCAUGCCGACAGACUUCGCUGAAGCUGGUGACGGUUUUCACUGCCGCCUGUGUGGGAAGCACAGUAACGGUGAGCGUCAGUGGCAGAAGCACAUCUCAUCUGAGAAGCAUAAAGAGCGCGUGCUGAGUGGUGCAGGUGAGGAGGAGAGUCUGACCUGGGUACACCGCUUCCCGGGACCGUACUUCUCCCUCUGUCCCAGGUUGGAGGGAGGCUGCGCCGAUGGCGUGAGCUGUGACUACGCUCACAGUGAGGACGAGCUCCGGGAGUGGCAUAAGAGGCGGGACUUCCUGCGCAGGAGGCUGGAGAGUGCGCGAGCCGACAUGCUCAUCGCCCCCAACGACCACGACUUCGGGAAGUACAACUUCCUCCUACUGGACUGAGAAAAACACACACACACACACACACACACACACACACACUUCUACAUCCAUUUGAUCCACCACACACUGAUGUACCAUUCAUACUUUUUCUCUGUUCGUUGUUUUACUUAUUUUUUUAUACACACGUAAACAUUUUCCGAUGGCGAAUCCCAGCGCAGUUUCAGUAUCAGCACCAGAGAUAUAAACAGUGCCCCUGUAGACCACCCAGACACAGCCGCACACAGCCGCACACAGCCGCACACAGCCGCACACAGCCACACACAGCCACACACAGCCGCUUGCGUACUUAAAGUCGUGUUUAAACCGAACCCUUCGACCCCCAGCGCCGCUGCUCUGUGUAACCUGCGCUGACCAUCAGAUAAACACACAACCGAAAUGAUGACGAUGAAGAUGAUGAUGAUGACGAGUCUUACAGGGUUUUUUUUGGUAUGGUUUGGUUUGGUUUACCAGCUGAUCUCAAAGCUUCACUGAGCCUAAACAUCUGGACCUUCGUCUGCCGCUGCCGUAGAGCUGCUUUUAUUCUACACGUGUUCAGUCACACAGCUGCAGUGUGCAGACGGUCAGAAAUAAAAACAAACCCGUGGUGAAAAGAGCAGGAUGAUGAGAAACCAUGAGAGAGGAGAAGCUUUUACACUCAGCCGCCCCAUAGUGCACCACCGGCACAGAAGGGGCGGAGCUUGUAGCACAUCAACAGCACCAUGUGAACCAGACCUGAAGCUCAGUCUUCUUACAGCAUCGAGCUCAGUUUCAGAAGGAUUAAAGUCUCAGCUGAUCUUCAGUGUGUUUUAGAUUUCAUUUCUUUUUUUUAGGUGUAGUGAUAAUCUUAACUUAUCGUGUGUGUGUGUGAGAGAGAGAGAGAGUAUGUGUGUUUUUGUUUAUACGUGUGUGUGUGUGUGUGUGUGUGUGUGUGUGUGUGUGUGUGUAUACAUAUAUAUGACGAUAAAUGAGAUAGGAGCACUUUUUGCACUAAGCCGCCUCAUCAGGCACCAAAAGAAAAGAAUGUGUGUAUGUGCAUGUGUUUGUGUGUCUGUGUGUGUAUCUGUGUGCAUGUGUGAGUGUGUGUAUCUGUGUUUGUGUGUGUAUCUGUGUGCACGUCUGUGUGUGUUUAUGUAUUUUGUGUGUGUGUGUGAGUGUGCAUGUCUGUGUGUGUAUCUGUGUGCGUGUGUGUUUGUGUGUGUAUCUGUGUGCACGUCUGUGUGCGUUUGUGUGUAUCUGUGUGCGUGUGUGUCUGCGUGCACGUCUGUGUGUAUACAUGUGUGUUUGUGUAUUUUGUGUGUGUGGGUAUUUGUGUGUGUGUGUGUACAGUAUGUGUGUGUGUGUGUACGUGCAUGUCUGUGUGUGUAUACAUGUGCGUUUGUGUAUUUUGUGUGUGUGAGCACGUCUGUGUGUAUACGUGUGUGUGGUGUGUGUGUGUGUGUGUGUGAGCACGUCUGUGUGUGUGUGUGUGUGUGUGUGAGCACGUCUGUGUGUAUACGUGUGUGUGUGUGUGUGUGUGUGAGCACGUCUGUGUGUAUACGUGUGUGUGUGUGUGUGAGCACGUCUGUGUGUAUACGUGUGUGUGUGUGUGUGUGUGUGUGUGAGCACGUCUGUGUGUAUACGUGUGUGUGUGUGUGGUGUUGUGUUGAGGGAUUAUUCAGGAUGUAAGAAGGCACCGUGUCCUCGUGUGAUCAGACGGUUCUAAGAGAAAUCUUCUCUAAACCCAAACAAACAGAUGAUGUGUGUGUGUGUGUGUGUACUGUAGUGCAGAAGGACAGAGGGAAAGGAGCCAACCGUGUGUCAGGGUUUCUUUUCUUUUUGUCGUGUCCCUGACCUGGUUUUUAUCUUGAGUUUUGUUUGAUCAGAAGCAGGUGAUGUUCUCGCUCUUCUCCAAAUAGAACCAAAUACAGACGAACCACCCAGUGCCUGAGUGAGAGAUUUACCAGCAUGCAAGAGGCAGCAUCAGUCUCCCUCACACACACACACACACACACACACACACGUCUCCCUGAUCACUCUACCCCACACUCUUAUCUCGGUAAAAUCUCUAGCUUUAAAAGUGACUGAUCUUUUAGCUGAAGUGUGUCAGUAUAAAUCCUACACCGCUCUCUUCUUACAGCUCAGGUCUGUAUUCUGAUUGGUCAGAAGGAGCUGAUUCACUUCCUGGAUCGCAGAUUUAUAUAAAAAAGCUUGCGCUGAUGUUUUUCUGUAGCUACAGCUGGUUCACUCGAAGUACGCUCCAUAAAAUAUUGAGAGGAGGUGAAAUUAACGAGACGGAGAUUGUUGUUGUUUGUUGUUGUUGUUGUUUAUUUCACGUAUAUGGAAGGAAGGAGUGUCCAGUCCCAGAGGUAAAGCUGUAGCGUAAGUUUGAGACGUCUCUCAAGUGUCAGAAGAACGAAGCAAAUCGAAAAUGAUUCAAAUCCACGGAACUUUGCCGUUAUGUUUUAGAACACACACACACACACACACACACACACACACACACCAAGUGUUUAAUCCGUGACUAAAUUCAGAUGAAUCUGCAGUUUUACUCGCACGUCAGUGAUGCCGUGCGACGUGAAAGCAUGCGACGAUGAUUUUUAGCCCCGAGUUUGCGUGAUGCGAAGCUGGUAGCCGUUGCGUCUCCUUCAGUUGUUAGCUACGUGAACUAAAAUGAGAUUUUUUUUUUUUUCCCCUAAACCGACGUUAAAGACUGUUCACGCUCAUCGUGCCUUCGGUGACGAUCACAGUGCCUUCAAGUUCAGUCUGAACCUGAUGAACCUCACCAAGGAGGACAGUGAAGUUAUUCAGCGUCGAUCAUAAAUGCCUUAGAGAAAAUCUCUAGUCGCACACAGCAGCCGUCGGAUGUUUAAAGCUUUAUUUUGUUUGUUGUUUGGUUCUUUGCUUCACGAAGAGAUGAAAUGUUCACGUUCCCUCAGGCACGAAGCUACGAGCUCAGGAGCUGCGGUUGUGAGAUUAUUCCAAACGAACUGAACCUUACACUCAUUCCUAACAGAUACGUUUCCUCAGAAAUAAUUACUCCAAAUGAUCUGGUGGUCAAACAAGAAUAAAAAAAACCUCCAGCUUGAAGUGAAGCCGUCUCAUACAGCCGUGUAACGUAAAAAUAAACGUGUGUAAUCGUUGAUGUGGUGGAUUUUUAUUUUUAAUUUUUUAAAAAAUUUUUUUUAUGGAAGGAGUCUCCAGUUUCAGCUUCUUGUUUCUUUCGGUUGUUUAAACCUUCACGUCUGAGAAGUCGGCAGAAUUUACUCGAACGAAAUGCCAAGUCGUGACGCAGAAGUUUGCACUUAUACAGUAUUUCAUUUCAUAUAUAAUCUCAAAAAGUAUAGAGUCGAAACUUACUCACACGUUCCUCCUCCUCCUCCUCCUCCUCCUCGUCUGCUUCCUCCUUCUUUGUUGGUGUAAAGAUCCUCCAGACCACAGCGACAGUUUAGCUUCGGUUAUGUUUUCGUUUCGACUCCCGUGCUGUCAAAGGGAAAGGUUUUCAUUGGUGGAUUAAACACAGGAAGGAGUUUCUUCACACAGGAAGUCAUGGCUUUCCACUGAGUUUGAUAGACGUUAAAAGAUAAUGAGAAACAUUCAGAACUCUCGUCUGCGUUCCUGAGGUUUGUUUCUUUUCGAAUUCUCUUUAAUCUUCUUUUAAUUGCUGUCAUUCUGUUCUUCACUGUUUGUUUUAUGUAAACCACCACAAGCAAUGGACCAAAUAAUAUGCCAAUAAAUAUUUUUAUAAAAGAA
This is a messenger RNA of Tachysurus vachellii, 6787 nucleotides long. It is a transcript of the gene zc3h7ba, whose product is annotated as zinc finger CCCH-type containing 7Ba. The transcript is spliced from 22 exons. Lineage: Eukaryota; Metazoa; Chordata; Actinopteri; Siluriformes; Bagridae. The record is from RefSeq and is a predicted model, not a curated record. Gene Ontology annotation, molecular function: protein binding; metal ion binding; miRNA binding. Bases 167 to 3079 code for a protein of 970 amino acids. Gene Ontology annotation, biological process: miRNA processing.